AUGGCGACAGACAAGGACAUAAAGUCGUCUGUUCUUGCUAGUUCAGAGGAGAUUUUUGAUACAUAUUGCUCACCGUGUUCGGAAUCUGGGAAACUUAUAGAAGCAGUUAAGUUUUGUGUGGAUUGUGGGUCGUAUUUCUGUUCUAAAUGUCUCAAGUAUCAUAAUAAAUUUCCAGCACUAAGAUCACACCAGAUAUUAGACAAAUCUGAUAAAAUCAGAUCAGAUGGAAAUAUUGAAACAGAACCCGGACUACCAACAGAAAGGUGCGCAGUUCAUCAUGGCAAGUUAGUGGACAUGUUUUGUAAAGACCAUGACGAAGUUUGUUGUGCAGCAUGUAUAGCUAUAAAACACAGGUCAUGUAUAAAUGUUGAUUAUCUACCCGACGUUGCCCAGGGAAUAAACAACAGUGAUGAGUAUGAAAAAACUAAAUCAUCACUCGAGAAUGUUCUCAUCGAAUUAAGAGGUGUGAUAGAAGCUAAAACAGAUAAUCUCAAAAUACUUCAGAGGAUAAGGAGCAGUUAUUUGAAGAUAUAG
This is a messenger RNA of Ruditapes philippinarum (Manila clam), 534 nucleotides long. Its product is annotated as E3 ubiquitin-protein ligase TRIM33-like. The transcript is spliced from 2 exons. Gene Ontology annotation, biological process: positive regulation of DNA-templated transcription. The coding region runs from base 1 to 534 and encodes 177 amino acids. The record is from RefSeq and is a predicted model, not a curated record. Gene Ontology annotation, molecular function: zinc ion binding; ubiquitin-protein transferase activity. Gene Ontology annotation, cellular component: chromatin; nucleoplasm. NCBI's taxonomy places the organism in Eukaryota, Metazoa, Mollusca, Bivalvia, Venerida, Veneridae.